UGGAGCUCGGAGUGGACUGAGCGUCAGCAGCACCGGCAUCUGGAGGAAGACAACAACCAGACAAUAAUUUGCCUGGGAAGAUGACGACAGAACAACUGAAAAGCUUGAGAGAUGAACACUAGCACAAAAGCCACGUCUUCAUGAGAGCAGCUCAGAUUGGUCCACAUGAAUGCCACGUCUCUGGCUCAUCGUUCCUCAGUGACAGCUGGGGAACCAGAAGGAGAGCAAAACGUAAAAUAGCCAAGGCAUCCAAAAAGUUCAUCUAUAAAGAACUUGACAGAGUCAGAUCUUGCUUUGUGGGCAAAGUGUCCAAAGAAGUAAUUAAUCAACUCCUGGAUGGCCUUUUGCAUGAUGGUGUGUUGAAUGAUGGGGAGAAGGAUGCAGUAGUUGAAGAGAAUGACAGCAGAGCGGAUAAAGCACGCUGUCUCAUCGACAAGGUGAAGAGGAAAGGACAUGAAGCCAGCAGCAAGAUGAUUGCUCACCUGGAAAGUGUGGAUAAAACACUGUACUGUGAGUUGGGUCUGUCCAACGUCCAGCCUGCUCAGCCAGCUGCAGCAGGCCCGGUGGCUCAGAGUGGACCAAGUCCUUCAGACUCCAGUGUGGAAGAGUUCUGGAAGUCCAAAAUGGCCGAUCCAGAGGUCUAUCCUGUGACACAAACUUCCUUGAAGAACCGCGUAGCUCUGCUGAUCACUAAUAUCAAGUUUUCUGAGGAAUCAAUGAACAGAAGGGGAGCAGAGAAAGACGAGGAGAACAUGGAGAAACUGCUUUCUAAUCUGGGAUAUGAGGUGGUGAAAUACACAAACCUCACUGGAAAGGCGAUUGAUGAGGCUUUAAUUUACUUCACUAAACAUCCCAAACUAAAACACACUGACAGUGUGUUUGUGGUUCUCAUGUCUCAUGGGAAGCUGGGGAAAAUUCUUGGGGUUGACUGGAAAGAGGACAAACCAGAUGAAUUUCCAAUCAACAACAUUUUCAAACACUUGGGCUCCAAGAGCUGUCCAGAGCUAAGAGAUAAACCAAAGGUCAUCAUCAUUCAGGCCUGCAGAGGAGAACAAAGAGGAAGCGUUCUGGUCAGCGACAGUCCAAACACAGCGGAUCAUGUUCCACAACCUGUGGACCUGGAAGAAGACAAGCUUCAAUUUGUUCACAAAGAGACAAACUUCAUUUCUCUUCUUUCCUGCACACCUGACACUGUGUCGUACAGACAACCAGAUCGUGGGUCUCUCCUCAUCCAAUACAUUGUGGAGGUUUUCACCCCAGAGUCGUAUAAGGAACACAUUUAUGAUCUGUUCAGGAAGGUCAUGCGGCGUGUUGAACAGUUUAGGAGCCAUGAGAAACUACAGAUGCCAACAAUUGACAGAUGCACACUGACAAAGAGCUUCUACCUCUUUCAAGGCCUCCUGCACAACGAUCACUAAUGUCACACAGCUUUGUGUGAUUUGAAGCACUUAGUACUUUUUGUACUUCUUGUUUUGUACUAAAAGUAAUAAAAAAGAAAUUUUUUGUACUUUAUAUUUGAGCUGGUUGCUCAAACCAGCUAGUUUGAGCAACAAACCAACCAAUUACUCAGCCAAUAUGAACUUGUUCUCCUGUUAAUCUAGAGCAGAAUGACCAAAGUGUUUAUGAUUCUGUGUAAUAAUCAUAGUGGAUGUUGAGUUAUGCCAGUUUCAGCUGCAGAGACAUUUUGCUGCAGGCGCUAAGGACGGAGCUAAACAUUUUUCUGAGGAUGCUAUGCUGGAUAAUUUGCUCUUACAGUUCUCAACACACACAGAAGCAAGCACAUAUACAACAGUCACCAAUAUGUGGCUCUCUGGUUUUUAGUUAAAUAUAGUUGGGGCUGGACGACAUGGCUGAAAAAUGUAUAACGAUAGAAGCAUUUCAUAUAAGCCGAUGUCGAUAAUUGUUCAUUAGUUUGUUGUUUUCAAUAUCUGAAAUGCUGCCAAACUGGUGAUGUAAUCAUUCCAGUUUUAUCCACAAUUUCCCCUUAAGCUGUUGAUUUUAUCCUUAGAAAUUUGGGUUGUAGAAAAUGAUCCAUUUUCACAUUAUGUGCUCCUUUCAGAAGUGAAAAUAGGCAUACAAGUUCAUUUUCUGUUGUGAGAUGGGAUUUCUUUUAACCCAAUACAUAAUUAUUU
Molecule: messenger RNA, 2132 nt
Organism: Xiphophorus couchianus (Monterrey platyfish)
Lineage: Eukaryota; Metazoa; Chordata; Actinopteri; Cyprinodontiformes; Poeciliidae
Product: caspase-1-like
Exons: 10
Coding region: 141-1418 (425 amino acids)
Biological process (GO): regulation of apoptotic process; proteolysis; regulation of inflammatory response
Cellular component (GO): NLRP3 inflammasome complex; IPAF inflammasome complex; AIM2 inflammasome complex
Molecular function (GO): cysteine-type endopeptidase activity
Source: RefSeq, a predicted model, not a curated record